Molecule: messenger RNA, 7234 nt
Organism: Hyaloscypha bicolor E
Lineage: Eukaryota; Fungi; Ascomycota; Leotiomycetes; Helotiales; Hyaloscyphaceae
Product: BcCCH1, calcium channel protein
Exons: 5
Coding region: 293-6784 (2163 amino acids)
Biological process (GO): calcium ion import across plasma membrane
Cellular component (GO): membrane; voltage-gated calcium channel complex
Molecular function (GO): high voltage-gated calcium channel activity; calcium ion binding
Source: RefSeq, a predicted model, not a curated record
CUGUUACAGCUGGAGCACUUUGAAAACAACGACGUCUGCAAUCCUCCGAAACCCAUGGAAUUCCUUGUCGACGAGCUCGAAAAGAUGAGGGCGAUCAACAGUACAGCCACGUAAAUCGAACUACAGAUGCGCUCUUCAAUAAUGAUGAAUACGACCUAACGAACACCUUCCAUCAGCACAAUCCUUCCCUGCAAGGCGCAUAUUGCGCUGCUGAUUACCUCGACAGUCAUUCCGGAAACGACUUCAGUAUAACAAUCAUACGCAGGUCCUUGAGUUUCUGGCAUAGGUCACAAUGCCUCACACAAAUUCGCAGGGCUCUGCGACUCCUACCACCCCUCCACAGUCAAUACCGUUGCGGGACCUUACACGUCCGCCAGAUUCAGCAGACCUUGGAGAUGGGCACCUUCGAAAUAGCAGGGGGAGAAAUCUUUUGGGUACUGGCCAAAGACCGAUGAGUGGGCAUGGCGAUGGGCCACGAUAUGAAAGAUUGGGCGACGCAUCUCCAAGUCCGACAGAUAGAGCCACGCGCAGAUCUGGCGGGAUACCUCCCUUGACGAUGCAAGGACAGCAGGGCCGGACUUUUGACGAUGACUUGGAUGCUCCCUCAUCGCCGGUUGGCAAUCCCGGGGAUUUCCAAGCUGCAAUGGGUUUUGCAGGUCUUCUGGUUCCCGACAUAAGCGUAUCUCACGCUCCAAGAACGGACACUCCGACAUUUGAAUCUGCCGAAUUUGAUGGACUCUCACCUUAUGGAGAUGCUGCAGACGAACAUACAUCAUACUUCAGUUCAGAAUCCGAUCGAGUUCCUCUGACUGAUCCAAAUUCAUUGCAACCACUGAGUGGUGCACAACCUUCAACACCAUCCGGCCAGAGACACGACAGAUCGACCAGUUUUCACAGCAUCAGCUUCAACAGCCCGGAGUCGAGAUAUAGAGGCUCAAUGUUAGGAGAUGAGCUUCCAGACGCGGAGACUGGAACCUCACCGCGUGGAGGGCGGUCAAGGAGUCAUAGCUAUGGUCACUCCUUGAGGCCAGAUGGGGAUGUUCGGACAAGGUCACGUUCUCCAUCCAACGCUUCUGCUCUUUCGCGAGCAGGGUCGAUAGUGAGAGCCAUGUCACAGCGUGUUGUCAAUCUCAGCGGCGAAGCGGAACUCAUCGAACGGAUGGAAGCGGAAGCCUCAAGGGAAGCCUCCAGAGAGCAAAGCAUCCCUUCUACUCUUGGCAGUCUUAGUGAUGAGUCCGAGACCCGAUAUCAACCAAAACACAAGGCAGAUCCACUUGCAGCAGGACCCCAAUACCGAGAAAACCUACCAACGCAGCCCGUCGAAAAGGCGAUGCGAUUCUUUGGUGGUGGAGGCGCUGCACAAGAACCAACUUGGGAGGAAGAGGCGGAAAAGCCUCCGAACCCUCUCAGGGGCAAAUCCUUAGGCAUAUUUGAUGCUGAGAGUAAAAUCCGGAAUGGGUUAUGCGACCUCCUAGUCUACCCUCUCACGGAACCGGCCAUUUUGGUACUCAUCAUCCUGCAGACCAUUCUCCUCGCGGUAGACUCCUCGAAAAGCGUUUAUAAUCAUCCUCGUCCACUACAUUGGGGGGAGACCUGGACAGACUUUAUGCUACUUGGACUAUUCAUUAUCUUCACCCUAGAGAUCGUGGCAAGGAUAAUCGUGUCGGGGUUCAUUUUCAACGCUGCCGAGUACAGCACGAUAAACCGGAAGAAAGGGUUGAAAGCGGUCGUUCUUGAUAAAUAUCACACAGUUUUCAAGCCUCAACGAAAAUCGUCCGUGAGGGCACCUCGAUACCCUUCCCUCGCCGCCAACACCGUUCUUCGUUCAUUUACGGCCAUCCAGGGCGAAGCCAUCCGAACUGUUGAGCAGGCUCAACGUCUCCAACUUGCGAGACGCGCCUUCUUACGACAUGGCUUCAACAGGCUUGACUUCAUAGCCGUUGUUUCUUUUUGGAUAGCGUUUGUUGUCGGGGUGACGGGCGUGGAGGCAGAUGUUCAUGUUUACGUUUUCCGAAUGAUGAGCUGCCUGCGAAUUCUUCGACUUUUGUCCCUUACAAAUGGCACGGCUAUCAUUCUUCGAAGCUUGAAGAAAGCUGCCCCACUCCUUGUCAAUGUCUCAUUCCUCAUCGGCUUCUUCUGGCUUUUGUUCGCCAUCAUCGGUGUACAAAGCUUCAAGUCGAGCUUUGACCGGCAGUGUGUGUAUGCUGACCCUAUGGAUCCUUACAACCUAAAUGGUACAGCAUAUAUCAAUGUUCUACAAUUCUGUGGAGGUCAGUUCAACAAUGUGACCGGAGCCCACGAUCCAUUCAAAACUGGUCCCUUGAACAACCUUUCGAACCUCAAGGACGGUGCCACUUCCGCCAAAGGAUAUCUCUGCCCAGAAGGGUCAUAUUGCCUUCAGCUCGACCGAAAGCAUCUGCCUUAUAACGGGACAAUGAGCUUUGAUAAUAUCUUCCAGUCACUGGAGCUUGUGUUCGUGGUCAUGACUGCGAAUACAUUCACGGACCUCAUGUACUAUACGACGAACUCCGAUUACUUGGCAGCUGCCCUGUUCUUUGCUGGUGGUAUCAUGAUCAUGACGCUCUGGCUUCUGAAUUUGCUCAUUGCUGUCAUCACAUCCUCUUUCCAAGUUAUCAGAGAGGAAAGUAGGGCAAGUGCUUUCGCCGCUCACGUCAAAGGCAUGCUUCAGACCCAGGACCCUGCUGCUCCGAAAAAGAAUAGCAAAAUGAAACAUUUAUUCGACCGGACUUAUUGGGUUUGGAUCAUCGUCAUUAGCUACGGCCUAGUCUGCCAGGCAUUCCAAAGCUCAACGAUUUCUCCCUCGCGGGCCCAUCUCAUCAAUGUUUCAGAAACCGUGGUGACCUUGAUCCUCCUGAUUGAGGUCAUAAUUCGAUUUGUGGUUGACUGGCGAUAUUUUUUCCAGGAAAAUAAGAACUGGUUCGACUUAGGGCUUGCAAUCAUUACAUCGAUUAUACUGAUUCCCCCGAUACGAAAUUCAGGUCAAGCGUAUGCGUGGCUUACCGUCUUCCAAAUUCUCAGAAUCUACCGAGUGAUUAUUGCGGUGCCAAUUACGAGAUCACUGAUCACACUCGUCCUGGGCAAUGCGAGUGGUAUCGGCAACCUCAUGCUUUUCGUCUUCUUGAUAACCUUCCUAAUGUCGAUAUUUGCUGUCCAAUUAUUUCGAGGGGAAUUGACGCAAACAGACGCAUACGGCAAUACUAUUCACAUCACUUUUGCUACGAUUUAUAACGCUUUCCUCGGGAUGUAUCAAAUUCUGUCCAGCGAGAACUGGACAAUCAAUCUUUACAAUAUUACCGCAUUCGAUGACGCUCGAAAUACCGCUUGGAUCGGAGCAGUAUUCUUCAUUGGCUGGUUCAUUCUGGCGAACUUCAUUCUGGUGAAUAUGUUCAUAGCUGUCAUUCAGGAAAAUUUCGAUGUCUCCGAAGACGAGAAGCGCAUGCACCAAGUCAAGUCAUUCUUGAAUAGAAAAGAACUUGGCGGCUCGUCUAAUAAUCUCUCACUCUCUGCCAUCUUUCGAUUUGGACGAUCUAAGGCAACAAAAGACCCUUUGGAUUAUGGGCCUGCGACUAUGGAGAUGUUGUUGAAAGAUGCAGUUGUGAAAGACUUCCUUGACGACGAGACAGAUGAGACACAGCAAGCCGUCGCUGAGACUCCCCCAGUGGAAGGAAACUCUGUCAAGUCAGCGUUCAAAUCCACAUUGUGGGGGAAGUUUGUGAACCGUAUCUGGAAUCGGGAACCGAAUCCAUUUUAUUCUAAUAUUCAAUUUUCGUCUGGGCGGGAGGAUAAUACCAACGCGAGAGUCCUGGCGAAAGAAGCUGUUUCAGCAACAUCACAACGGAAAAAGGCACAGCGAGAAUUCUUGGCCCGGCACCCGAACUAUAACAACUCCCUGUUUUUAUUCACACCUAGAAAUCGCAUCCGUCGCUUCUGCCAAAAAAUAGUUGGCCCUGGCCGUGGAAGUGAACGUUUUGAGGGCGUGGAGCCGAACAAAGCCGUCUGGUACACCUUUUCUGCUUUCAUAUACGCUGCUAUUGUGGCAAUGGUCAUCCUCGCCUGUGUUACGACACCGCUAUACCAAAAGGAAUAUUUCAAUAAGCAUACAUUCAGUGUGCGGAACUGGUUUGUGUGGGCUGACUUAUCCUUUGCAAUUAUCUUCACAAUCGAGGCUAUCAUCAAAGUCAUCGCGGAUGGCUUUUUCUGGACCCCGAACGCAUAUUUCAGAAGCUCGUGGGGCGCAAUCGAUGGAGUUGUGCUAGUAACUUUUUGGAUCAACGUGGUGACAGCACUCACCAACGAUGGUUCGGUAUCAAGAGCCGUAGGGGCUUUCAAAGCUCUGCGAGCGCUGAGAUUGCUCAAUGUCAGCGACAGUGCCAGAGAUACGUUUCAUUCCUUGGUUAUCGUCGGCAUCUGGAAGCUCUUAUCGGCCAUGUUCGUGUCGUUUGCUCUGCUAAUACCAUUUGCCAUUUAUGGUGUAAACCUCUUCAGCGGGCGGAUGCAGUCAUGCAAUGACAGCAGCGGUGCAAUUAUUCAACUCGCGGAUUGUUUUGGGGAGUGGGGUAGUAGUCCAGCGAGCAACAACUGGUCACUCUUGGCGCCAAGAGUGGUUUCUAACCCGUUCUACGACUUCGACAACUUCGGAGAUGCUCUUUUCAUCCUCUUCCAGAUCGUCUCUCAGGAAGGUUGGGUCGAUGUGAUGUGGAGUGCGGAAUCUAUCACGGGCCUUGGACUUCAGCCGAGCAGCUACGCCUCCCAAGGCAAUGCAGUCUUCUUCGUCAUCUUCAAUCUUAUGGCUACAGUCUUCGUACUCACACUGUUCAUCUCUGUUUUCAUGCGCAAUUAUACCGAGCAAACUGGUGUAGCGUUUUUAACGGCAGAUCAGAGAUCGUGGCUUGAACUGAGAAAACUGCUUCGACAAGUAAGCCCUUCAAAGAGACCUUCAAGUACGGGUGGGAAAAAAUGGAAAGACUGGUGCUAUAAAAGAGCUGUAAGAAAGCAUGGCAAAUGGCAACGAGCCGUAACCGUGGUACUCAUCCUCCAUCUCAUCCUCUUGAUGGUUGAAUAUUGGCCUGAACAGCUUCGGUCGGACGAAGCUAGGGUUUACAUAUUUUUAGCCUUCACGCUUUUCUACUUGGCAAACAUCAUUAUUCGGAUUGUUGGGCUCAGCUGGGCACGUUUCAGGAGAAGCUCCUGGGAUCUGUUUUCCGUCUUCGCGGUAUUCGGGACCCUGAUAACAACAGUAUUACUGCUGACGAAUUUCCUUCAAACGACCUACGUUCAGCUCCACAAAACCUUCCUGGUCUUGAUAGUCCUGUUGCUCAUUCCUCGGAACGAUGCGCUGGAUCAACUGUUCAAGACGGCAGCUGCAAGUCUGACAAAUAUCGGCAACCUUCUUGCCACUUGGUUCAUCCUCUUUUUGGUCUUCGCCAUUGCUCUGACCCAGGCAUUUGGACUGACACGGUUCGGGUCCAAUGAGACCAACAACCUCAAUUUCAGGACUGUGCCCAAAGCUAUGAUCUUGCUUUUCCGCAUAAGUAACGGUGAAGGUUGGAAUGCUAUCAUGGAAGAUUUUGCCACUAUCCUGCCACCGCUCUGCGUAGACGACCCGGACUUUUUCAAUAGCGACUGUGGGAGUAAACAAUGGGCAAGGGCUUUAUUCAUCCUCUGGAACAUCCUGAGCAUGUACAUCUUCACCAGUUUGUUCGUCUCUCUCAUCUAUGAGAGCUUCAGUUACGUCUAUCAACAUUCCAGCGGACUGGGAAAGGUCAGUCGAGAGGAAAUUCGCCGCUUCAAACAAGCAUGGGCUACAUUGGACCCCGAAGGCACAGGAUACAUCACCAAAGAACAAUUUCCUCGCCUCCUUGGCGAGCUUUCCGGCGUGUUCGAAAUGCGAAUUUAUAGUCAAGAACAUUCCGUUCGAAGAAUACUCGAGGAUGUCCAAUCCGCGCCCACCUCUAGCAGAAUUAUGUCUAUGGCCUCAACCAGCUCAGCUACGGGCGUGAACUUAAAGGCACUGAACAAAAGACUCGCCGAAAUCGAUGCAGUCGAGGUUCGACGAUCAAGAGCUCGGUACAAUCUCUUCUUCGAGGAAGUCAUGGUCUCAGCCGAUGUUGAUCGGGGCAUCUCCUUCACGACAGUCUUGAUGAUUCUGGCCCACUACAAUGUCAUAAGUGACAAUAAGAGUCUUAAGCUUGAGGAGUUUCUACGCCGUCGUGCACGCCUCCAACGAGUUGAAGAGGAAGUUCGCCGGAGGAUUGUGCUUGGGUUCUUUGAUACUAUGUAUUGGUCAAGAAGAUUCAGAAAGCAUAUGGAAAAUAAGAGAUCCGGACGUAUGACAACCAUUCCUCAGCUAGGCCCAGAAGUCUUCGUGGACGAUGAAAACGACAUCACCAAGCAAGCGAAGGCUACUGUAUCCCCAUUCCUCUCUCCAAUGGAAAUCAGCGAUCCACGCUCUUCAUUUAUCACACACGGCUUAGACGGUGCCGCGAGACUCCGUUCUGGGUCCAUCGGCGCUGGCCCACCUUCGCCCGGAAGCCCUGGAAUAGCUCCUAGGCAUUCUCCUCAGCUGUCGCCGCAUCGGCCAACCAAUUCUGCUUUCAGCUUUGAGGGAGAACAGCUUAGUCCGGCGGGCUCCGCACAUAGCAGCAGACGUGGAAGUGCUGUCAGCGCCGAAAAUGUUCUCGAAGUCCUCGACAAUUCAGCUUGGGGAGAGAGUAUUCGGCGCAGUUUCACAAUGAGACGACCAGAUAGAGGAGAUCGCUCAUAAUGGUUUGAGACUGAAUUGAUGGGCGCAGGCCCCAUCACUGUGCGUGUUUUUGGAACCCGUUAGAGGGCGGGAUGUUCACCUAGAAUUGGAUUUGGGCCGACCGUGCGAGUCGCAAAGGAGUUUUGGCGCAAGCGAGGCGUUUUGAAAGGAUCACGGACGCCUCAUGAUUUUGUUUCGAGUGUUCACCACGUUAUGAUGAAAAAGGUGGGACAAGCCGAGGUGUGGUUCAAAUCACAAACGAAUGUAUUCUGCUGUACAUCAUGGAUGGGAGAAACGGGGCUUGCUUUCGGGUGUUCAUUGUUGGCCUGGAGCGCGUGAUCAAUUGUUGGUCAGAUGGGAUGGAUGUUUCAUUACGGAUGUGCAUAGCCACGGAGUUUUUAGAAAAUAUACCACGCCGAGCACCUUGCUCUUAAUAAUAAUGGAUGAUGUUGGUCAUAUCCAAGAGGGGCC